Messenger RNA from Cimex lectularius (bed bug), 3087 nucleotides. It is a transcript of the gene Orc1, whose product is annotated as origin recognition complex subunit 1. Bases 145 to 2820 code for a protein of 891 amino acids. Gene Ontology annotation, biological process: DNA replication initiation; mitotic DNA replication checkpoint signaling. Lineage: Eukaryota; Metazoa; Arthropoda; Insecta; Hemiptera; Cimicidae. The record is from RefSeq and is a predicted model, not a curated record. The transcript has 20 exons. Gene Ontology annotation, molecular function: DNA replication origin binding; ATP binding; ATP hydrolysis activity. Gene Ontology annotation, cellular component: nuclear origin of replication recognition complex.
CUCGAAGUAAAUAAGCACGGGGGGACUUGGACUUAAGUCGGUCGACGACUACCUUUCACUCCGUUGGGUUUCUUAUUUGCAAAAUCUGUCUUGCAAUUUUGAUCAUCUAAGUUUUAAUAUAAUAAACGUUAUUUGUAGUUCGUAAUGCCUAUCAAAGGGGAAAAGAGAAAGGUGACCGGGAUGAAUGGGCUCACAGAUACGGACUCGGAAAAUUCCACAUUCAUAGACCGAAAAUCAAAAAAGUACAGAGAUCAUGAGGAUGCGUACAGGCCUUUGUCUGAACAAGAAAUUCACGACAUUUUAAUGAAUGAUGAUGAUGACGACGAUGAAUCUUCAAAUGAUGACCAUUAUGCAGAUAGAAAUAAGAAUGAAUGGGAGGUGGACAAAAUUAAAACUCCAAAUAGCAAAACUGAUGCGCUCGGCCUACAUGCAAGUGCAAAACGUUCCAUAGUAUUUUCUUCCCCUUCACCUAGGAAGGAGAAUUGCAAAGUUUCUCCUUUGAAACUGAAAAGAAAACUGGAAUACGCUGUCGAUAAAGUGUCAUCGCCUUCGACUAAACAUGCACAGAAUGUGGUUUCACCAAUAAUAAUAAAACGUAAAACUGAAAUUCAAAUAUUAACUCCUUCCAAGCUGAUAACUACAUCAUCUAACAUUGUAAAUAGAAGUGAGGACAAGAUGCAUUUGGAUUCACCACUUAAACGAACUCCUAUGGCUUUAGUAAAUAGGAAUAGUGAAGAUGUAACCACUACUCCAAAAAGAUCUACAAGAAAAUUGAUGACAGUUAAUGAGGUUACUGGUAAAGAAGAAACUACAACUCCAAGAAGAUCAACAAGAAAAGUGAUGUCAUCGGUAAAUGGCAAUACUGGAAAUGCCAGGACACCAAGAAGAUCCACACGGACGCCGAGAAUAAGUAACAAUGAAUGUGUUACAUUUGAACAUGCUAUAAUGAAGACAAUAAAAGAUUCAGGGAGGAAAUUGAGAGAAAGAAAUGAAGAGGAUGGUUAUUUACCCUUACUGCUUGGAUUAUCAUCUGAUGAAGAAUCAGAAGAAAUGAAGAUAACAGAAAGAGGCCUAAAAUCACUUAGAAUAGAAGAAGAUAAAGUUGAAAACACGAAGAAAACUUUAUCAAAAAGAAGUAAACGGUUGUCUGAGGUUAAAGGCAAAGAUUCGGAGAGUGAGGAAGCUACUUCACCCGCUAAUUCCAAUAAAAGAAAUAAGAAUGAUAAUAUUAGACUUUCUAGUUCACCAAAAGAUACAACAAAUUCCGAUAAAUACAUUCCGGUAAAAAGUCGGAAUAAAAUUGAUGAUGGUGUUGAACCGUUAGAAUUGAAAUCUCCGCGGAAAUUGAAUGUAAAAAGUGACAGCGAUGACGACAUACCUUUUAUCAGUUCUCCGAGAGUGUUGAGAAGCUGUUCCACUAAGUCACGUAUUGUUGCUACACCAAAGCGAGUGACUAGGAGCAGCAUAGCACCUUCUCCAAGGACACCGUCACUCAGAAAGCGUGUUUUAGAAGCCAAUACUCCAAAGGUUACUCCAAAGAGCGCAAUAAAUACAGAAGAGUUAAUGAAAACACCAGUUUCAAGCUCAAGAAGUCCAUCUGUCAGGAAAAAGCUCAUGUUGACACCAGCUACUCCCCACUCUCUAAAGAAAAUUGGCCAUGGGUUCCUAACGCCAGUCGCUGCUGAGAGAGACAGCUGUGCAAUAAAGGUUCCAAAGACAGGUUUGGAUUUUGCAAGGUCCCAACUUCAGGUUGCCACUCUUCCCAGCUCGCUGCCUUGCCGGGAGAAGGAAUUUAGCAACAUAAAAUCCUUCCUGCUAAGGAAACUAGAAGAUAUGACGGGAGGGUGCAUGUACAUUAGUGGGGUUCCUGGUACUGGGAAAACAGCCACAGUCCACACGGUAGUAAAAACACUCCAGAAGGAAUCACAAGAUGAUGAAGUUCCUGCUUUUGAUUUUGUCGAGGUGAAUGGAUUAAGACUUACCGAGCCGAGGCAAGCUUACGUAAGGAUAUGGCAGACGUUGACCAAGAAUAAACUCACUCCGGAGCAAGCCUUGAAAUCCCUCGAGGAUAAAUUCACUGGAAAAAACAAAAGAUGUUGUAUUCUUCUAGUUGAUGAGUUGGAUUACUUGUGCAACAAAAGGCAGGAUGUAAUAUACAACAUCUUGGAUUGGACAACAAAAAGAAAUUCAAAACUAGUCGUUCUAACAAUAGCAAAUACCAUGGAUUUACCAGAAAGGACCCUCAAGGGAAAAGUUACUAGUAGAAUGGGAUUGACGAGAUUAGUGUUUCAGCCAUAUACAUUUCAGCAAUUACAACAGAUUGUCAUGAAUAGGCUGAAUGGCUGCACAAGUUUUCAGGCUGAUGCUGUCCAACUUGUAGCAAGAAAAGUAGCCGCUGUUUCUGGAGAUGCUCGCAGGGCAUUGGACAUUUGCCGUAGGUCGACAGAACUUUUAGAAUCAAAAUCAGAAGUAGUUACUGUUCAACAUAUACAGAAAGCUUUGAAUCAGAUUUUCACUGGGAUUCGAGUUCAAGCAAUAAAGAAAUGCAGCCAAGUUGCUCAGUUGAUACUGAGGUCCCUGAGAGAUGAAGUUAUUAGGACAGGAGUCGAAGAGUCAACAGUUAGUCUUAUGCUUCCACAACUUAUUGCAGUCUGUGCUAUGGAGAGCUGCCCUACUCCAACUAUUGGAGAUAUUUUGAGCGUGUGCUCAGGACUAGCUAACUCUGGGCUGAUAAUUAUUGAGAAAGGAAGAGGCGACCUUAAUACAAAGCUCUCUUUAAAUGUUAGCCCUGAUGACAUUCACUAUGCUCUUAAUUGCUAAAUUUGGAGAUUUUAUCUUAUUUAUUAAUACGAUUUUAACAAAAAUGUUUCUCUUCUGUAUAUAUUAAUUGUAUAUUUAACAUUUAAUGAUCCAUCACAAUUAUUAUUUUGCAUGCACCUUGUUUCUUUUGUCUUCCAUGAUGUUUUAGAAUGUACAUAAUUUUGUAAAUUAAUUAUUUUAAAUAUUUUGUACAGUGUCAAAAUACUAAUUUUUAAUGUAUAUAUUUUAUUAUUUGUAUUUUAAAGUUUGCAUCUUUCUUAAGCUAAG